GCUUUGAAUCCAUCUGUCUUCUCUCUCUCUCUCUCUCUCUCUCUCUCUUGGCAAUAAUCAAUAAUGAUAAUGUGAAGAAGAGAAGAUAUCUUCGCACCUCAGCAAAGAUCCAAACCCACCGGUUCUUAAGCCUUUUCGUCUUCUUCUCCGAUAAGCUCACAUAGAAGCGCGUUUGUUCUCUUGAAGCUUUUUGAAGCUCUUCUUCUACCAGAUCUGGUGUCACUGUCUAUCGCAGCACAGAGAACGGUGAAGAGAUGGGCAAAAAAGCAAAAUGGUUUUCUAGCGUUAAGAAAGCUUUCAGCCCAGAUUCAAAGAAAUCGAAACACAAAUCGCCCGAGAGCCCAAAUGGUGUGAUUUCUAACCCUCCGCUGGCUGAUAACGGCAGACAAUCUUCUUCUCCUCCCCAUGCUCCUCCUCCUCCACUUGAGGUGAGAGUAGCUGAAGUGAUUGUUGAACGGAACAGGAAUCCCUCCCCUCCUUCCACAGAUGUUGUGAAUGCUACAACAACCGAUAUUCCUGUAGUUCCAUCUUCAUCUGCUCCUGAGGUCGUUCGUCGUGCUACGGCUCCUCGGUUUGCUGGAAAGUCAAACGAAGAAGCGGCUGCAAUCUUGAUUCAGACGAUAUUUAGAGGCUAUUUGGCAAGAAGAGCACUGCGGGCAAUGAGGGGUUUGGUCAGGCUAAAGUUAUUGAUGGAAGGAUCUGUUGUUAAACGGCAAGCUGCAAAUACUUUGAAAUGCAUGCAGACUCUCUCUCGUGUACAGUCACAAAUCCGAGCUAGGAGAAUCAGGAUGUCAGAGGAGAAUCAGGCUCGGCAGAAACAACUCCUUCAGAAGCAUGCCAAAGAGCUAGCUGGCUUGAAGAACGGGGAUAACUGGGAUGAUAGCAUUCAAUCGAAGGAAAAAGUUGAAGCGAAUUUGCUGAGCAAGUACGAGGCAACAAUGAGAAGGGAAAGGGCAUUGGCCUAUGCAUACUCUCAUCAGCAAAACUGGAAGAACAAUUCUAAAUCUGCAAACCCGAUGUUCAUGGACCCGAGCAAUCCGACAUGGGGUUGGAGCUGGCUAGAGAGAUGGAUGGCUGGUCGGCCAUUAGAGAGUUCCGAGAAAGAACAAAACAACGACAAUGCCGCCUCCGUUAAGAGCUUUAUAAACCGUAACGAAGCCACAAAAUCUAUACUCCGCAAUAACUCAACUCAACCAAACACACCAUCAUCCGCAAGAGGCACCCCAAGAAACAAAAACAGUUUCUUCUCUCCUCCAACUCCCUCAAGGCUAAACCAAUCCUCCAGAAAAUCUAACGACGACGACGCCAAAAGCACAAUCUCGGUCCUGUCGGAGAGGAACCGUAGACACAGCAUCGCUGGUUCAUCAGUCAGAGAUGACGAGAGCCUCGCUGGCUCACCGGCUCUACCGAGCUACAUGGUUCCAACUAAAUCAGCCAGAGCCAGGCUCAAGCCGCAGAGUCCAUUAAGUGGUACGACACAGGAAAACGAUGGCUUUGCAGACAAGGCAUCGGCUAAGAAACGCCUCUCUUAUCCGAGUUCACCUGCAUUGCCUAAACCACGGCGGUUCUCAGCUCCGCCUAAGGUGGAGAGUGGCGGCGUCGCCGUGACCAACGGGGGAGGCAGCUGAGGUAUUUAUUUAUUGUCUUUUUCUUAAUAUAUUUCCACUUUAUGGAUGUGUGUCCGAGAUUGCUCUGUCUGUUAUGUGUUCCCUUCUGUUCGUAAUUCAUUUGUGCAGUGUAAGCGCCUGUCAUUUAUUUUUUACUAUAAUAAAUUAUAUUAUCCGACGAUAAGCUUUGCCUUUUUUUUUUUUUGUUUAUUUGAAUAUUGAAGAGAUUUAUUUAUAUUGGAACAACCCCGUUUGUAUUUA
Molecule: messenger RNA, 1868 nt
Organism: Eutrema salsugineum
Lineage: Eukaryota; Viridiplantae; Streptophyta; Magnoliopsida; Brassicales; Brassicaceae
Product: protein IQ-DOMAIN 1
Exons: 6
Coding region: 255-1628 (457 amino acids)
Molecular function (GO): protein binding
Source: RefSeq, a predicted model, not a curated record